CCAGACGCCUGUCUCCUCCGUCAGGACCCCGGCGGCUGCCAGAAUUACUCCAUGAAGUGGUUUUUCGACCGGCUUCAGAAGGAAUGCGCUCGCUUCUGGUACGGUGGCUGCGGCGGCAACAACAACCGCUUCGAGACUCGAGUGGAGUGUGAGAAGAUGUGUGCGACGAAGAAUCGAUGAGGAGGAAGAGCAACUGAACCCAAUCUGGACUCAGCAGCUGAUGACUGAACCAGGAAACGUUGUCUUCUUCUACAUACAUGUCAAAUUUCUACGGAGGCCCUGAAGAGUCAUAGCUGGUACGUUUCUACAGAUUUAGAAGAAAGACUUUGAGUUUUCCUCGGAGUCAUGAAGGUGGACAUUAAAGACUUCGACUUUAACACGACACAAACUUCAACACGCAGAUAAUUCGUCUUUUUGUUCAGAAGUUUGAGGAUUUUCUGAUCUGUUCUCUUGGUCCCAGUACGACAAAAACUCUGGUUCUGUUUGGUCAUGUGGUAGAAGCUGCAGGAUGGUUCUGAUUCUGGUUUGUUUCUGGGUCUCAGCAGUCCAGUUUGAGCCUUUAACAACAACAGAACUGGUCAUUAUAAAAUCCAGGAUCAGUGUCGGAGGAACAGAGUAAUCUGAAUUACAGAAAGUCUUCAGAUUAUCAGCCCAUAAACCCAUCUGCACGUUAAGUUCUUCUGCUCCACAACACCGGGUCGUCUUCAGGUUCUGCAGAAGGUUCUCAUGAAGACGAACAAGAACUUCAGUUACUCUGUGAAUCUGACGGACAUGACCUGAAGAUUGGACUUCUUUCAAACACAAGAUAAAACAUAAAAAACACAAACGCCGUGUGCAAAUCCUUAAAGAAACAAGACUCCAUGUUAAACUCGAGUGUUUUUUCAACUGUUAGAAGAAUCUGUGAGAAACAGAAAGUUUGUUUUUUAUUCACUACAUCAGGAAACUUGUGUUCAUGAUAAUAAUGAGUAGGUGGCACCACUCAG
Nematolebias whitei (Rio pearlfish) is the source of this 983-nucleotide messenger RNA. RefSeq names its product tissue factor pathway inhibitor. Gene Ontology annotation, molecular function: serine-type endopeptidase inhibitor activity. Lineage: Eukaryota; Metazoa; Chordata; Actinopteri; Cyprinodontiformes; Rivulidae. The record is from RefSeq and is a predicted model, not a curated record.